Messenger RNA from Trypanosoma theileri, 1089 nucleotides. Its product is annotated as protein kinase. Gene Ontology annotation, biological process: intracellular signal transduction; protein phosphorylation. The coding region runs from base 1 to 1089 and encodes 362 amino acids. The transcript has a single exon. The record is from RefSeq and is a predicted model, not a curated record. Gene Ontology annotation, cellular component: nucleus; cytoplasm. Lineage: Eukaryota; Euglenozoa; Kinetoplastea; Trypanosomatida; Trypanosomatidae. Gene Ontology annotation, molecular function: ATP binding; protein serine/threonine kinase activity.
AUGCAAAAAUACAAGAUACUGGGCAAGAAAGGUGAGGGAACAUUUAGUGAAGUAUUGAAGGCUCAGAACAUAGAAACUAAUCGACUUGUAGCUAUAAAAUGCAUGAAGAAACCCUUCAAGUCAAAAGAACAAGUUAAUCGUCUGCGAGAAAUUCAGGCUGUACGACGUUUACAGCCUCAUCCUAACAUUGUAGAACUUAUUGAAGUAAUGUUUGAUAGAUCAACCGGACGUCUGGCGUUAGUGUUUGAAUUUAUGGAUAUGAAUCUAUAUGAACUCAUAAAAGGACGUCGACAAUACCUUAGUGAAGAAAGAAUUCGAAGUUACAUGUAUCAGUUAUUAAAAGGACUUGAUCAUGCCCAUCGUACAGGGUUAUUUCAUCGUGAUAUAAAGCCUGAAAACUUACUUGUAAACGAUGAUGGCACACUUAAACUUGCUGAUUUCGGAUCCUGCAAAGGUGUGUACUCUAGACAACCCUUAACGGAGUAUACCUCCACCCGUUGGUAUCGUGCCCCGGAGUGUCUCUUAACAGAUGGAUACUAUUCCUAUAAAAUGGAUUUGUGGAGUGCUGGUUGUGUCUUUUUUGAGAUUAUGGCUUUAUUUCCUCUUUUUCCUGGUAGCAAUGAAUUGGAUCAGAUUCACAAAAUCCAUAAUAUACUCGGCACUCCUCCUCCUGAGAUAUUAAACAAGUUAAAGAGCUCCGGUACACAUAUGGACUUUGAGUUUCCACAGAAACAAGGUACCGGAUUAGCAAAACUUCUCCCAAAUGCUUCACGAGAAGCUUUAGAUCUCUUGACAAAGUUGCUAACAUAUAAUGAAGAACAACGGGGAACGGCAAAGGAUGCAUUGCGGCAUCCUUAUUUCAAAACUUUACGUGAGUCUGAGAAAAAGGCUCGACGCAUGCGUUUUGAGCUUGAUAAAGCAAAAACGUUAGAAUUAAGAUUAGAAAAUACGCUCCCUCACUUAAGCAAUACCUCCACGCCGAUGAAGUUAGCACAUACAGUGUCAGAGAAUUUUUUUAAUAUUGGGACGGAGAAUGCCACGGGGACACAAGAUCUUAUUAAUAUGCUCUCCUCGUUGCCUAAGAUUUAA